Molecule: messenger RNA, 1853 nt
Organism: Saccostrea cuccullata (small rock oyster)
Lineage: Eukaryota; Metazoa; Mollusca; Bivalvia; Ostreida; Ostreidae
Exons: 2
Coding region: 570-1850 (426 amino acids)
Source: RefSeq, a predicted model, not a curated record
AAUACAUUUAAAUCCUCUUUCAACAAGGAACACAGCACUAUUAGGGGUACACAUAUCAACAAAGUUUGGUCGCAAGCCCAGUACAUAGCGUUGAAACAUUAGCCUAAAUACUUAUCAAUAACAUGUCAAAAAUUGAAUACAAUCCAUUAAUUAAAUCAACAGCGCAUGUAAAUUUAUCGAUAAUGAAGAUAUAGGAUUUUGCUCCCAAAGACGCCUGAAAUAAAUUAUAACGAAACUGAGCUACCCAGAUUAUAUUUUAAAUUCAAUCCGAGCUUUUGUGUAAUUCGUUUUGAUCUGAGUCAGGGGUUACAUAGAUGCUUAAUUCAUGUGGCGACAAAGGUCCCCUCACUGGACUCUUAAUAAUGAGUUUGCACAACUGUUGCCUGCCCCAGGUUGAUUUUGGCACCCGUUUCAAUAAUGACUUCUACCAUAAGGAAUGUUAUUUGUAGAUAGGAAAUGUCAACACUGCACACCAACUUUGCAUUGUAUCGAAGAGAACAACAAGUGGUGAAAGAAUCGCUUUUAUGUUUCAUUAAGGUUUUCUUGAAUUAAGACAUUCGUUUAACAAAAUGGCAGAUUUAGGCUUGGAAGAAGAUUUUGUGUGGCAAUAUAGAAUUCCUGACUUUGAUUCACUUAGUUUGGGGCAAAUUUCAUACAACUCAGAUGAAUUGGAGACUCCAAGGAACGGUAGUUUGUCUCAAAUGUAUCGGAAAACUCCCCGUAUGCAACAAGAAUUUGAAAACUGGAAUAAAGACAUUGCAAAACAAGUUGAUCAUUGGAUGAAAGACAAACCUGCACAAAGUGGUUUUUACAGUUCGUUGUCAACAAAAAGAGCUCCACGUUUUAGCAAUUCGAAUAUUGUUAAAAGAAAGAAACUACAGAAGAAACGGUUGAAAUUAAAAGAUUUGGAUGACACAAAGACAUCAGGGGGUUCUACAGUGCGCGGUUCAGAUUCAGAUUUUUCAGUGGAUAGUGAAACUUUUCGUAGCAGACGAUCAUACAAUGGUCGACCUCCUUUAUCCAAAUCUUUUCCCAUCAGUAAAGACGCCCCAGAUGACGAGACCUCUGUCUUUGGGAGCAUACAUAACGAAAUUGAAUUUAAGAAAAGGUACCGAAGAAUGUUUGAUCUUAACAAACACCUUCAGUUUGUUAACUCGACAAAUGGACUCAUGGGGAAAAAGAUUUUCAAAAAGACACAUCAUCUUCCACCCAUGAGCACACAAUUACAAGAGGCAAGAAAACCACAAAAACUUGAGUGUUCUGAAUUAUUUGCAAUCACAACCGUGCAACAAUCAAACGAUCCAAGUGAAAUAACAACAUCAUCAACUCAGAAAGUAUUCACAAGUACCGAGACUUCUGAACUUUCUGAUAACAGUGUUUUUGGACAAUCCCAGUCAAGUUCAAGGGAUAUAGGUCAAAAAGUAGUGGAAGCUGAAAAACAUAUCAACUUUUUACGACAAACAAACAAACCCUUCAAACCAGAAGUCUUUAAAUUCGGAAAAUUACCAAAGAUUUCUAAUAAUAAGGAGGUAAAUUCAGACAAGGAUAGAUACUCAAGUAAAGAAAGCAUGGACAGCAAAUCCAUUACAACUCGUCUGAAUGACUCUUUGCAGAAGUGUGCUUCUUGGGUAUCUGAAACAGAUUCCGUGAACGGUGAAUACGCCGAAGUGCGGGAGAUGAAAGUGACGAUUAACAUAAAGUAUAAAUCCGCAGAUAAAGGAAAGACGAAAACAAAUGAAUUAUCUGGAGGUCUAAAAGACAAUGCAGUGAAUUUAACACCUUUCGAUAAGACGAAAAAUAUGACUGAAAUUACUGAGCAUGAACAUUUUCGGGGGAUGUUAAGUGAAUAGUGA